AGUUUCGCGUCAGCCGAGGCACAGGCUUCGGCAAACGUCAUGAAAACCAUCAUCUCCCAUUCAGUGCCGAGCCAUUCUCACACCCAACCUAAACAGCCCCCUUCUAUUAGUUAUAAGGUGUACAUAAUUACCCCAUUUUAAGCCCCUUCCUCAUUUCACUCCUCCUUUUUCAAUCCCUGAAACGGUCAAUUGGAUACUGUUGGCUCAUCAAACAUAAUCUCACCCUUCCACCGUAUCUUGUCAAUAGCCGAAUCGUUUGUAUCCCACCUUGAAGGCGAACAGACCUAGGUGCACCCGUACUUCAACCUAGAUUUGGGUGGCCUUCCUGACGUAUACCAUACCUGCUUAACAAGGCAAUUUAACGCGCUAUCCAUGAUGUCUCAGUCCAACAUUGAAGGGCAAAAGAAGGCGGUCGCAGCUGCGGCCCAGCAAAGUGACAAUAUGGCACAUGCAUUGGCAGGGGCUGGAGGUGGUAUUUUGUCAAUGUUCUUGACUUAUCCGCUGAUAACCCUCUCAACAAGAGCGCAAGUCGAGUCCAAACGCGCGCAUUCCACAACGUACGAUGCUGUACGUCGCAUCAUUCAGAGAGAAGGUGUCUCUGGGCUAUAUUCAGGCCUCGAGUCUGCACUUUUUGGCAUCAGUGUUACCAAUUUCGUAUACUACUAUUGGUACGAGUGGACGCGCUCGGCCUUCGAAAAGGCGGCAACACGAGCGGGUCGGUCCUCCAAGAAGCUCACGACGUCUGAGUCCAUGAUUGCAGGGGCUAUCGCUGGGAGCGCAACAGUCAUGCUUACCAAUCCGAUUUGGGUCGUGAAUACUAGAAUGACGGCCCGCAAGUCCGAGUCGGACCAGGAAGCAUUGCCGGGGGUUCCUGCCAAGAAGUUGCGGGCAUCGACGAUUGCCACAUUGAUGGACUUGCUUCGACAGGAGGGCCCUAAGGCUCUCUUUGCUGGUGUUCUUCCGGCUCUUAUACUGGUAAUCAAUCCGAUAUUGCAGUAUACUAUUUUUGAACAAUUGAAAAAUAUGCUGGAGCGCCGUAGACGCAUGACGCCGAAGGAUGCGUUCUAUCUUGGGGCUUUAGGUAAGAUACUGGCAACUUCGAUUACGUACCCUUAUAUUACAGUCAAAAGCCGGAUGCAUGUCGCUAGUACGGAUGGCCCUAAAGAAAGUUUGAACGGGAGCCUGAAGAGAAUCGUCAAGGAAGAGGGCUAUGUGGGUUUGUACAAAGGCAUUGGGCCAAAGGUCACACAAAGUGCGAUUACUGCGGCAUUCUUGUUUGCGUUCAAGGAUGUCCUUUAUGACUUCAUGGUCUCAAUUCGGAAAAAGAACCGAGCAAUCUCCAGAUAGAAUGCUGUGUACAAAUGGGCUUUUGAAGGAGGAUCAUCGCAGAAGUACUAGAGUCAGUGGAAGAGGCCAAAUGUACUGCGAUUCUGUGUCUUGGUCAGACACCCAAGUCACUGCCUGUCCUUGAUUGUCUACUCCAUACAUGAUACAUAUCGUGGUUGCUCCAGUAAUUUUGUUCUUCGGGUAGGACAAUGUCUAAUGCUUAGACAUUGGCUUGGAAUCGACUUCAGUAAAAAAGAAAAGCUCCAAUAUUACCUUAACAAAGGCGUCAAAGGAGUCAGUAUCUAUGUUAGUUCCAGC
Aspergillus ibericus CBS 121593 is the source of this 1644-nucleotide messenger RNA. It is a transcript of the gene pmp47, whose product is annotated as putative peroxisomal membrane protein Pmp47. Gene Ontology annotation, cellular component: peroxisomal membrane. The coding region runs from base 373 to 1347 and encodes 324 amino acids. The record is from RefSeq and is a predicted model, not a curated record. NCBI's taxonomy places the organism in Eukaryota, Fungi, Ascomycota, Eurotiomycetes, Eurotiales, Aspergillaceae. The transcript is spliced from 3 exons. Gene Ontology annotation, molecular function: coenzyme A transmembrane transporter activity; NAD transmembrane transporter activity; AMP transmembrane transporter activity.